Molecule: messenger RNA, 1602 nt
Organism: Parastagonospora nodorum SN15
Lineage: Eukaryota; Fungi; Ascomycota; Dothideomycetes; Pleosporales; Phaeosphaeriaceae
Exons: 2
Coding region: 1-1602 (533 amino acids)
Cellular component (GO): membrane
Source: RefSeq, a predicted model, not a curated record
AUGCUACCGCCUCUCCAAGACGAUUGCGAUGAGUGCGUCCCCGAAUAUGCGCGCCACAAGAGCCCCAUGGCCACCAUCGCAUCAUCGCUCCCUUUCCUGCUCACCUUUCUCUUUGUCGCCGUCGCAGUAUCGCAAAAGCUGUUUCCCAUACUUUCCGGUCACGAUCGGAAGGCGCAUGAUGGUGCGCAUCUCCCGGGUGUCGCGGCGCGCGCGAGGUCAUCCCUCAUCAAGAACCUACGGCCAAGCGCAAGAUCACUAGCAAGCAUCAUCUUCUCCACGAACAUCGCGCUGUCUGCAGUGCUCGCCGAGCUCAUCCUCUGCGAAAUUGCCAACACCGUAAACCCCGCCACGCGCACACUAGCCUUGAAACUGACGCUCCCAUCGCUACUAUUCCUCCUCAUCGUAGUAACGCCUGCUUUCGAGAUACACUCGGUUGUAUCGAAGACCGGUCUGAAUGCGAAUGGAGGCCAGAGGGGCCAGCGGCGGCUAGCUUGGGUGCUGGAGUUUUGUGGACUUGCAACAUGGCUAGGAGCGUUCUGGUAUCUCGGGAGAGGACUCCUGGGCUCGUAUCUGCAAGAGGAGUCAUAUCUGCAUGAACAUACGUUCAGUGAAGGCUGUCUUGAAAGAAUCGGCAUCAUUGGCAUCAGCUUGAUGGCAUCUCUCGCAGGCUUUGCAGCUAUUUCCUCGCUUUGGCAGACUUUCGGUGUCAAGUACCGUCCAGUGACGGAGUCGGACAUUGCUCGCAAACAGGCCGGAAUUCAGGCUACGAAUGACAUGCUUCUCACCAAGGAAAGUCGACUUCGAGCUGUGGAGCGCAAGCUCUGCGACAAUCCCCAGGCAGGCUUUAUGAGCCGUGUUGUAGGCUCCAUCCGUGGGAACCCCGAUACACAAGAGCGCAACACAUUACAGCUCGAGAUCCAAGGUCUCGAGACGAUGCGACAGACGCUACAGAACUCCAUGUCCGUGUUGCAAAACCGGCGACAGAGCCAGCUCCGCUCGCACACAGCCUUUGGGCGCAUCGUGAACAUGUUCUCGUUUGUCUUUGCGAUAUACUGCGCAUACCGCAUCUCAGCUACUACAGUCACCACUCUCCGUCGCUUUUCUUCGCCCAACACGAGCUUUUCCAACAGCGACCCUAUCAACAACUUCCUUGCACUACUUGCAAAACAUUGGGAUCCCACAAUCGACAGAGUAGCAUGGAGCCGCACAAUUUCUUUCUUGCUCUCCGGGGUCAUGCUGCUUUUGUCGUUCAACAGCGUCCUGCAAACCUUCUUCUUGUUUGCGCGCGUUGUGCCUGGCGUGUUGCAACACACCAAGACCAACUUCGCUCUCAUUAUCUCACAAAUUGCGGCAACGUAUGUCAUCAGCUCUGCGCUGCUGCUCAGGAGUAACCUUCCGCCUGAGAUGAAGAGCAAGAUUGGUGAUGCAUUGGGCGCGCCGUUAGAACCAGCAUUUACGGAACGUUGGUUCGAAGGGUGGUUCCUUGUUGCUAGUGCGGCGACCGCUGCAGGUCUGUGGAUAGGGAGGAGGUUGAAAGGCAGUGAGUGGGACGACGAUGGUGAAGGGGCCGACGGAGACGUGGAGAUGGGAAAGAGGAGUUGA